AUGGACUCAUUCAAUCACGGAUUUCCCCAAAAAUGGAAUAGAAUCGAAUCGAAUCGAAUCGUGGUUGACUUGCCUCCAGUGGACAAGGAAUCUCAAUCGAAUCGUGGCGUACGCUGUACCAAUAAGCCACCGAGCUUUCUCACCAUCAAUCGACACCAUGACAAAAUAAUGUUGAACAGCUUUCGAACGUUACAGUCCAAUCUUCUCGAAGAAGAUGACUGGAACGAGGAACGAGAAGAACGGCGGAAUUUGUUGGACGGCAGUGCCUUGCAGCCUUGCAGCUUUGCAGCACAAGAACCAGAUCCCAAAGGGCCCAAAGGAACCCAAGGAUCCAAGAUCCUGCCCAAGCUUUUCCCACGCAUCUAUCUCAAUCAGAGAUCUGAUCAUUGA
Molecule: messenger RNA, 390 nt
Organism: Seminavis robusta
Lineage: Eukaryota; Bacillariophyta; Bacillariophyceae; Naviculales; Naviculaceae
Source: the annotation of a GenBank genome assembly